Molecule: messenger RNA, 729 nt
Organism: Papaver somniferum (opium poppy)
Lineage: Eukaryota; Viridiplantae; Streptophyta; Magnoliopsida; Ranunculales; Papaveraceae
Product: Werner Syndrome-like exonuclease
Exons: 1
Coding region: 1-729 (242 amino acids)
Biological process (GO): nucleobase-containing compound metabolic process
Cellular component (GO): cytoplasm; nucleus
Molecular function (GO): 3'-5' exonuclease activity; nucleic acid binding
Source: RefSeq, a predicted model, not a curated record
AUGACAAUCCAGCAAGUUUCCAUCCGUACUCUUCCAAACUUGUACCCAGACACACAAGAUGUUUACUCUGUAACCGUUAAUGGUGCUCCAAUCAACACGGUUGUAACCAAAGAUGCUGCAACAGUUGAUCACUGGAUUGAGCAGAUUUACAGUGAUUACAAAGAAACAUUAGAAGAUUGUGCCAAAAAAGAUUCUACAAAACGUUUCCUUGUUGCUCUUGAUGUGGAAUGGAAACCUGCUGCUUUUGCUUCCAAGUAUGAUUAUCCUCCGGUAGCAAUAUUAAAACUCUGUGUUGGUGGUGAUAGAUGUUUGAUUUUUCAGAUCUUGCGGUCUUUUCAAUUCCCUAAAUCUCUUCAUAGGUUUCUUGAUGAUGACAAUCUCAGAUUUGUUGGAGUUGGAAUCGAAGAUGUUGCGUUUAGACUUGAGAAUGAGUUUAAUCUUUGUGUUAAGAGAGCUGUUGAUCUUAGGGAUUUGGUUGCUGAAAAGUAUCCUCGUAUGGAGGACGAAUUUAUUCAGAUUCUUGAUUUGAUGGAAUUGGCUAAAGUGGUUUUUCGUUUUAGAGAAAUUGAAAGACCUAAAGAUGUUAGUCUGAGUAAUUGGAAUCAGAAAUACCUUACUCGAGAACAGAUUAUGUAUGCUGUCGUUGAUCCAUAUGUUUCUUCCAGGAUCGGUGAUCAACUCGGUUACGUUUGUGGACCUUAUGAUGGCAGUGUCACUAUUUUGGAUUGA